UUCGUUAUCAGCUCUCUUAUUUUCUUCCCCAAUUAAGACUCCUCUCUCUCUCUCUCUCUCGCGCGCGCACACACACACUAGCAAUGGCAUCAACAUGCUUAAUCUGCUGCGAAAUCAUACUUGCAAUCUUGCUUCCUCCUGUUGGUGUUUGCCUCAGACACGGUUGCUGCACUGUUGAGUUCUUUUUAUGCUUGGUGUUGACAAUUUUGGGAUACAUUCCUGGAAUCAUCUACGCUCUCUAUGCGAUUCUGUGCGUUGACCCCGAUAUAAGCCGUGGAGAAUACCGUCAACUUGCCUAGUGAUGUUCACUUUCUCUCUCCAUUUCAGUGUUGCGCCCGUCUGUUCAAUUAGAUGUGUGUAUUUUGUAUGUGUCUGUUUUUCAAUUUGAUGUAUGUGUUUGUUGUUUAAUUGUGGAGGAACGUGACCUGGAUGAUGUGGGGGAUAAGAAUUAGAUGAUAUUAAGUGCUAUUUGACAGAUGGUUGAAUAUGUUGGAAAUAAGGUUGUUGACAUUGAUAUAUAUAUAUAUAUUUGUAUGGGAUUUUUGUGGUGCCUGUGACAUUGAUUUUG
Ilex paraguariensis (yerba mate) is the source of this 568-nucleotide messenger RNA. Lineage: Eukaryota; Viridiplantae; Streptophyta; Magnoliopsida; Aquifoliales; Aquifoliaceae. The record is from the annotation of a GenBank genome assembly.